UAUCAAUCAGAAACUUAGUCUUGAUCUCAUCUCUCUCUCAAUUUUUGGUUCUUCGAAAAUGGCUGCCGCCUUCAUCUCUCGCCGAUUCAGCUCAAAACUUGUAAGACCCUCUAAGUCUUGCUCGUCAUUCUCCUCCAACUUCUUCACCCAAAACCUCCAAAACCCUACGCCUAAACCCUUGACUCACUUUUCCAAUUCCACUUUCUCACAAACCCCCUCAAACCCUUUCACCUCUUCCUCAAACCCCAACUCCUUUUUCCAAGACUACAAAACAACACCACCAAAUCCAAAACCUUUCAAUCGAAAUUCCACUAAAGGCUUGGCCUUUGAUCCAUCUUUGUCUUCUUCGAUUCACCAAAGGGUUUUUGAUCCAAAACUCAGCAAUUUCAAUCUUGGUACUUUUACCCAAUUGAACACUACUCCCAGAUUCAAAUGGCCUUCGGAUAAUAGACCCAGAUUUCUUUCAACCUCGGGCUCAUCAGAGCCUGAGAAACCCCAAAACCCAAGUGAGUACCCAAGUCAAAACCCUAAUUUCAAGCACCAAGAAAUCGAAGGACCCACUGUGGAGCGAGACCUCUCUGAUUUGGGAAAUGAAACCCGAACAGUUCUUGAAACGAUGGCCAAGAACAUGUACAAUCUGAGCAGGACUGUAGCUCUUCUGGGUUUGGUUCAACUCGCUCUUGGAGCUUACAUUUCAUACAUGACUCGGUCUUCACCAAUACCCGAAGUCUCGAUUCAGAGCUUCUUGGCAUUCGGGUUUCCGUUUUCUUUGGCAUUCAUGUUGAGGCAGUCUCUGAAGCCAAUCUACUUCUUUAAGAAAAUGGAGGAGCAAGGUAGGCUGCAGAUUUUGACUCAUGCUCUUCAAGUUGCUAAGAAUUUGAAUGUUUUUUUCAUUCGGGUUCGUGGGGUUUCUGUCUUGUGCAUUGUGGGUUUGUCAGCUGGAGUUUUGUUCCAAGUUGCAUACAAGUUGACUUGAUUUUGGUAUUAGGUUGUUUUCAUUAUUUGUGAUGCCAUUAUUAUGAACUUAUAUAUCAUAUGGACAUUCACAUUGCAUAUUGUCUAUGAUUUUGGCUACUUGGCAUUUCAAUUUCAAUGUUUCUUCACUUGGCCUACC
Fragaria vesca subsp. vesca is the source of this 1114-nucleotide messenger RNA. RefSeq lists its product as uncharacterized. The coding region runs from base 59 to 976 and encodes 305 amino acids. The transcript has a single exon. The record is from RefSeq and is a predicted model, not a curated record. NCBI's taxonomy places the organism in Eukaryota, Viridiplantae, Streptophyta, Magnoliopsida, Rosales, Rosaceae.